This is a messenger RNA of Suillus subaureus, 1002 nucleotides long. RefSeq lists its product as uncharacterized. The record is from RefSeq and is a predicted model, not a curated record. The coding region runs from base 1 to 1002 and encodes 333 amino acids. The transcript is spliced from 6 exons. Lineage: Eukaryota; Fungi; Basidiomycota; Agaricomycetes; Boletales; Suillaceae.
AUGGUCGAGAAGUAUUCAGUCGGAUUUUGUAGCUCUGCCAGAGAUAACUCCGUUGCUCUGAUUGACCGACGCAGGCAAGACGAUCAUGCGAUCAUCUUGACCGGGUCCACGAGUGGUCUUGGUUCAUACUCGCUUUCAUCUCUGCUCCAGCGCGGGAACGUGUCUGUGAAAACUGGUUUCGAAGGACGCGGCCUGGAUAUCAUCUUUCUGCAGUCGGAGAAACCGGUGCAUGCAGAAACUGAUACCUUUCACGAUGACCCGAGUCUGGAUGAGCAAUUGUAUCAGAAGAUCCGCGCGUCUGUGACUGGCACUGUCAUUAUUACAACCUCGAAUGAGGGAAACGCGGAAUUUUUAGACCUCGCACUAUCUUCUCCGCGCCAUCCAAAACCGGGUUUCGUGUUCACCGCUUCUACGUUAACUGCUCAAGGCCGGUGUGGAGCAAAUGGGCCUUUCUCGGAAGAAGUGGAGUACGACGCACGUAUAGUAGCAGAAGGCCCUGGCUACGCCACGAGCAAAUAUGUUUGUGAAAGGCAAGUUGCCAGCAAAGAAUUGAUCAAAUACCGGAAGGGCUCCCACGAGGAGCUUGAAGAGCCUCCCAUUGUGGUUAAUCUCGUACACCCGAGGCCGAUAGCGUGGGGGGCAAUUAUGCGGCCUGUUGCACACGCCAUAGCAGAGCAUAAGCCUAUCACAAGUGUCCCGUUGCCUCUCAUUCCAUUAUUGGUGCCGCUUGAAAAUCUUGAAUCGAGUGCCAAGGACGCGAGGAAGGAAAAUAUUAAGCGCAUGCCUGCUAUCAAGCUUCUGGACUUCAUGCGUUUCAUGAUACGAUCAGAUAUCACGAUCAGGGCGUCUGGCGAGAUGCCUUCAGAAGCGGGUGACUCUACUCCAUUCGCCACGGAUGUGGCUCAGCAAGUCAGUCCGACGGUCGAGGAGCUGAAGCCGCUGUCAUCGGCAGAUGCAGUACAGUGGAUGGACUAUUGGGCGGCGGCGGGGAUGUUCAAAUGA